This is a messenger RNA of Solanum stenotomum, 2356 nucleotides long. Its product is annotated as aspartate--tRNA ligase, chloroplastic/mitochondrial. Gene Ontology annotation, cellular component: cytoplasm. Gene Ontology annotation, biological process: aspartyl-tRNA aminoacylation. Lineage: Eukaryota; Viridiplantae; Streptophyta; Magnoliopsida; Solanales; Solanaceae. The record is from RefSeq and is a predicted model, not a curated record. The transcript is spliced from 15 exons. Gene Ontology annotation, molecular function: ATP binding; nucleic acid binding; aspartate-tRNA ligase activity. The coding region runs from base 97 to 2106 and encodes 669 amino acids.
AGCAAAGCAUACUUCGUUUAGCCGUAGGACCAAAUCAUCUUCUUCUUCAAGAAACAGAGUCUUGUCCACACAACGCCUUUGCUCUUUCAAUCCGCCAUGUCCCUCUUCUUUCGUUCCUUACCCACCAUAGCCAUUCGCUCUAAACCUUCUCCUCUCACCUCUCUACCUUUUUUCUUCAUUAAUUUCCAUACCCCCACUACCCACAACCCCACUUCACUUAUCAACCGCACUCUUUCUUCUACUUCUGUCUCCGCUUCUCCCACUACUCCUGAAACAGUUGUCGUCCCUAACACCAAAAUUUCUCCAUCUCCGAAUGCCCUUCAAUGGGUAACUAGGAACCAAUACUGCGGUGAAUUGUCUGAAGAAGAUGUGGGUAAACGGGUUCGACUUUGUGGGUGGGUCGCCCUUCAUCGGAUUCAUGGGGGUCUCACUUUCGUCAACCUUAGAGACCAAACUGGAAUUGUUCAGAUUACUACACUUCCUGAUGAUUUUCCUGAUGCUCAUUCUACUGUGAGAGAUCUGAGACUCGAAUAUGUGGUUGCCAUUGAAGGUGUUGUUCGGUCUAGGCCAGCUGAGUCUGUCAACAAAAAGAUGAAAACUGGCACGAUAGAGGUUGCUGCAGAGGAUGUCCAGGUGUUGAAUGCAGUAAGAUUGAAGUUGCCCUUCUUGGUAACAACUGCAGAUGAUGCAAAGGAUUCAUCUAAAGAAGAAAUCAGAUUGCGAUAUCGAUGCCUUGAUUUACGUCGUCCGCAGAUGAGCUCAAAUAUAAUCUUGCGACAUAGAGUAGUGAAACUUCUUCGACGAUACCUAGAAGAUGUGCAUGAUUUUGUUGAGAUUGAGACACCAAUACUAUCUAGAUCUACUCCUGAAGGUGCUCGUGAUUAUUUGGUUCCUUCAAGAGUCCAGCCAGGAACAUUUUAUGCACUACCCCAGAGUCCACAGCUGUUCAAGCAAAUGCUGAUGGUCUCCGGUUUUGAUAAAUAUUAUCAAAUAGCAAGGUGCUUUAGGGAUGAAGAUUUGAGAGCCGACAGACAACCCGAGUUUACACAGCUAGAUAUGGAAAUGGCUUUCACUUCUAUGGAGGACAUGCUGAAGCUCAAUGAGGAUUUGAUUAGAAAGGUCUUUCAGGAAAUUCAAGGUGUCCAACUGCCAAACCCUUUUCCAAGGCUUACAUAUACUGAAGCAAUGAGUCGAUAUGGUUCAGACAGACCAGAUACUCGUUUUGAUGUUGAAUUGCAAGAUGUGUCCGACAUUUUCUCCAAUACCACAUUCAAGGUUUUCUCAGAUGCCUUAGCAAGUGGAGGAAUUAUUAAGGCCUUAUGUGUGCCUUGUGGGACAAAAACUUACUCAAAUACUGCUUUGAAGAAAGGCGACAUUUACAAAGAAGCAAUCAAAUCUGGAGCAAAGGGUUUACCUUUUUUAAAGGUCUUGAAUGACGGGAGCAUUGAAGGGAUUCCAGCGCUGGUUUCUAGUUUGGAUACAACAAAGAAAGAGGAAUUGCUGAAUCAGUUCUCUGCAGUACCAGAUGAUCUUAUCUUGUUUGCUGUUGGGCACCAUGCAGAAGUCAAUAAAUCAUUGGAUCGUCUGAGAAUAUAUGUAGCACAUGAACUGGGUUUAAUUGACAAUUCCAGGCAUUCAAUACUUUGGGUGACUGACUUUCCAAUGUUUGAGUGGAACGACUCCGAACAGAGACUUGAGGCUUUGCAUCAUCCUUUCACUGCACCUAAUCCAGAAGAUAUGAAUAACCUCUCUUCUGCCCGUGCCUUAGCUUAUGACAUGGUUUACAAUGGUGUUGAGAUUGGUGGAGGAAGCUUGAGAAUUUACAAGCGGGAAGUCCAAGAGAAGGUUCUUGAUAUUGUUGGCAUUUCCCGAGAGCAGGCUGAAGCAAAAUUUGGCUAUCUUUUGGAGGCUCUGGAUAUGGGUGCUCCUCCACACGGAGGAAUUGCUUAUGGAUUGGAUAGAUUGGUGAUGCUCUUGGCAGGAUCUCAGUCCAUUAGGGAUGUUAUAGCUUUUCCGAAGACAACAACUGCUCAAUGUGCCCUUACUCAUUCACCAUCAGAGGUUGAUCCACAACAGCUUAAAGAUCUUUCGUUGCAGAAGAUAUAGUUUCUUGAUUUAUUUUGGGAAGUAUUAUGUACUGGAGAAGUUGAGAAAAGCACAAAGGGUAACGGUAGAUUAUCAUCGUGGGAUUGUUUUCCAAGGACAUUGUUAUCUUGAAAUAUUGAUAUUGUAUCACCAAUAUAAUUAGGUUCCAGUUUUGCCUUGCUGAGAGUGAAGAGGGAUAUUUUUAACUUGUGAAAUUAUGAAUGCUUGUAGUUUAUGGACAUACUGAUGAGGGAAAGGAUUCGACUUUCAU